This is a messenger RNA of Tilletiopsis washingtonensis, 3225 nucleotides long. RefSeq lists its product as hypothetical. NCBI's taxonomy places the organism in Eukaryota, Fungi, Basidiomycota, Exobasidiomycetes, Entylomatales. The record is from RefSeq and is a predicted model, not a curated record. Bases 198 to 3050 code for a protein of 950 amino acids. The transcript has 8 exons.
GCUCCCACCACCACCACCACCUCGUCCUCCUGCGCCGCCUGCCACCUCUCGCGGGGCCGCUGCCCGCUCCACACUUCGCCAGCGCGUGUGAACGGUGCGGCAUGCGCGCAGCACGAGCGCUGCCCUCCUCACUCGUCACACGGCCGCGGCCUCCACCGUAGCCGCGCGGUCAGCCAGCGACCCCAGCCACCGGCGCCAUGCCCGCCCCGGCCGGCGACACCGACGAGGAGGAGUUCGAGUGGGACGCCGAGCAGGAGGAGACGAUGGCCGCCUACGAGGCCGAGAUCGCCACGCAGCACGCCCGCGGCGGCUCGGCCGUGCCGCAGCAGCACGGCAACGCCGCGCCGCGCCCGCAGCCGCGCCAGCAGCAGCGUGUGCUGGAGCAGGCCGAGGCCGAGGAGCAGCGCAGACGCUCGGGUGCGGUCCAGAAUGGCACAUCGCGCACGGCGUCGCGCCCGGCCGCCUCGCUGUUGCCAUCCUCGCACGCCGGGUCGGCAGUCACGUUCGACGCCUUCUCGCCGGGCCACCCUUGGGAUCAUCCGCCUGGCACCGCGGCGGAGCGCUCCCUCUACCUUCGCCAGGAUCUGCUGUCCGACGACAUGAUUCCACAGCCGCAGCCGCCAGCAAAGAAGCCGCGGCUCGGCAUGGGCCGCGCGCUGCCGCAGCCACCACAGCGCGCCAACGCACUUGCGCCUUCGCAGCGCCCGCCUGCGCCGGGCCCCGACGAGGUCGUGAUCUCGCGCAACGGUAGACUGGCCGCUGCGCCGGACGAGGAGUUUGACGAUGAGGCCCUAUGGCAGGAUGAGGAGUCGCUGCGGCUGGUCGAGGAAGAGGCCGUGCAGCAGUCGCAGCGCAGCUCGCAGCCCACCAGGCCUGUCGCUGUCGCGCGUGCCGCCCAGCCGCUCGGCGCUCGAGGCCCACCUGUGCGCUCGACUUCCAGCCCCGCCGGCCGAGUCGCUGCCGGGCACGCUGGCCCCGCUGCGGCGAAUCUGAAUGGCCGAGCUUCGCUAGUCGCUGGUCCUUCGAUCCUUGAGGAGGGCCGGCAAGUCCGAGCGCCCGCACCAGCUCCCAAUGCGAACGCGGCGAAGCUCGUGGAACAGCUGCGCGCCCAGCUGAAAGAGAAGGACGCCUCUAUCCGCACGCUCACUGAGGCGAAGCGGCAGCAAGAGGGCGAAGUCACGAUCGUGCGCAAGAACAGCGAGACGGCCAAGCUGAAGCUCGAGCAGCUGCAGCAGCAGCUGCAGGAGGCAGAGCUGGCUCACAAGACGGAGAAGGAGCGCCUCAUUCGCGAGCACGACGAGGAGCGGAGGAGCGCCGAGAGUGUGGCGGCGUUCAACCACAUGUCGCACACCACCUCUCGCCGCAUGAUCGCCGGCGGCAGCGUCCCGCGCCGUCCGGCUGCCUCCUUGGUGCGCGACCCCAGUGGGCCGAGCAGCAGUGCGGCGCAGCGUGCGGGCUUGACGACGCCGACGCGGCGUGGGCGCAAUGGCCAGCGGGAGAGCCGUGCGCUGGGACACGAGGCGGGAGACGAGGAACGCAGUCCGAGUCAGCGCUCUGCGGCGGCCAAGAGGACCAAGCUGCAGACGCCGCAGGUGCCGUUCCCGAACCUGCGCAACUCGUUUGCCCAGCCCGGCCGAGUGGCACGCAACGGCGUCCUCAACUCCGCCGCGAAGGGCAAGGCUGCAGUGCGGGAUGGCGAUGGCUCGCCCGACGUCGAGAUGGCAGAUGCCGCCCCGGACGUCAAUGGAGAUCGCCAGCCCGUCACUGCGGAACUGCAGUCGCUGCCGUGGCACGAUGUGCGCGCUCGCUAUCCGCUCAUGCAGGCGAUCUAUGCGCGGCGACGAGCGGCGCUGAUGGGCCACGUCCUGGCGCACUCUUCUUGCGCCACCUCUUCUGCACAUCGGCAAGCAGGGCCGGCGCCGCGCACCGUGCAGAAGCUGCUUGUGGCUGCGCUGCCGGCGUGGCUGCCAAGCGACACGCAUGCGCUGUACGCCUCCGCCACGGCGAAUCUGCUCGGCAUCCUCAGCAGUGUGGGCGACGGGCCGCAACGCUUCGCCUUCCUCGCGCACAACGCUGCCCAUGUGCCCUCGGGCUCGGAGACGGACGAUGCGGCGGACUUUUGGGAUGCACACAAGCUGUGUGAAGACGGGCUGGCGGGUCUGCUCGACAGCAUUGCGGCCGUGCUGCGAGCCAUGCUGCAGUGUCUGAUGCUCGCGCGGCAUUCCGAGGCAAUACAAGACGUGCUGUCUCUGGCCAUGAGUCUCGGAUACUCACACCGCACUUUCGUCUACUCUCUCCUCGCGCCAGAUCGACAAGCAGCCACCGACGCAACGCAAGCACCACGCACACCUGGCUUGUCAUCGGCACAGCCCUUCGCAUCUGCGCUCGUCGCACUCGUGCGGCUGCCUGUCGUGCCCGAAACAAGAACCGGCACCAUGCCGGCCGAGGCAAAGAGUGACGCGCAGGCGACGCAGAGCAACGCACUGCCGCCGCCGUGGGAGCUGCGUGAAGAAGAGCAGAACGAGCUGCUGGCGUCGGUCAUUGGCGUGCUGGAGAUUCUCGCGUGGGGGCUGCUCGAGCAGGACUUUGGCCGCAUCAGAGUCGUAUUCGACGCGCCCGGCUUUCUCUCUGGCUUGCUCGACUCUAAGCGUCCAACAGCUCUGCUGUGCCGCACGAUGCGCAUUCUGACGCAUAUGGGCCAGUACGCCAACGCUUGGAGCACGCUCGUUGCCUGUCCGCUCGAGAAGGCGCGCAAACGAGUUCUGCCGCAUCGCGUUGCCCAGUCGCAGACGCCGCUCUUCGAGGUGCUGGCCGCACAUCUCGUCGAUGAUCGACGUGCAGACAGGCCAGUGGAAGCGCACGCACUGCAUUUCGAGAUCGUCGUCUUUCUAUCUCAGCUCGUCAUUCACCAUGCCGAAGCCGCAGUGCUCGUCGCCGAGAGCGCCUCGCUGCUUGCUGCAUUCGUGCGCUGCCUCGACUGCGACACUGCGGCUGUGUGGCAUGACGACGGACUGAGCAUCGAUGGCGACACCGUCAAACUCGAGGAGUGAGUGACGCGACGCGCGUAGGUCUUCCCAUCGCGCUGAUGCACGCCACGCAGCAUCGUCACUCGGAUAUGUAUGGACGUGCGGUUACUGGCACAGCUGUACACGUUUCCCGACCGGCCACCCAACCUGGCGCGACGGCUGUGCAGCGAGGAGUGCCAUGCGAUCUACAACGGCGGAC